AUGACGUGGCUGAAGGCCUCGCGAGGCUACGCAGCGAACGCAUUCAAAUCAAUAAUUCUGCUUCGAGUAUUUCCGCAGUGGAUGAAGGUCUAUGUCGCUCAAUUUGUGCCAUAUGUCUGGAUGGUAAGAUGGCACUUAUACAGGGCCAAGGCGGUUCUGGAGCCUCUGAUUGCCAAACGACGCAAACAGGAGGCUGCCGGCACGCUCAUGCGCGACGAAAAGUUCGACAAUCUACUUCAGUUCAUGGAUGAUGCGGCUACUGGAGUCGACGCGAGGCCAGCUAAGCUUGCUGAGAGGACCCUCGUCUUGACUUUGGCUUCAUCACAUACCACCUCGAUGGCAGCUUGCCAGGCACUAUUUCAGAUGUGCGAAUACCCCGAGUACAUUCCCGAGCUGAGGGAAGAAGUUCGCAGGGCUGUCGAAGAGGACGAGGGCUGGCGCAAGACCACGCUGACAAAAUUGCGCAAGCUCGAUAGCUUCGUCAAAGAAUCACAGCGAGUUCAUCCGCCCAGCUUGCUUGGCUUCAAGCGAGCUUUCCUUAAGCAGCGGACCCUCUCCGACGGCACCUUCAUCCCCAAAGGUGCGCACACGCUCAUGGCCAUCCAGCCGCACCAGCAGGACGAUCCAAGCAUACCAGAUCCCGAAGUCUUCGAUGGAUUCCGAUACUACGGAAUGCGCAAGCAAGAAGGACAUGCAAAUAGACACCAAUUUGCAACUACCGACCCAUACACUCUACACUUCGGCCAUGGCAAGUUUUCUUGUCCUGGAAGGUUCCUGGCCUCAAACGUGAUUAAGCUUAUUCUUGGACGAUUCCUUCUCGACUUCGAGUUCCGCUUCCCAUCGGGUCAAGGCCGCCCAGAUGAUGUUCGCGCACACGAAUACAUCUUCCCCAAUCCAAAGGGGAGAGUGGAAAUUAGGCUGCAGACAGGUACUGGAGUCUGA
Messenger RNA from Letharia lupina, 942 nucleotides. RefSeq lists its product as uncharacterized. The transcript is spliced from 3 exons. The coding region runs from base 1 to 942 and encodes 313 amino acids. Gene Ontology annotation, molecular function: heme binding; monooxygenase activity; oxidoreductase activity, acting on paired donors, with incorporation or reduction of molecular oxygen. NCBI's taxonomy places the organism in Eukaryota, Fungi, Ascomycota, Lecanoromycetes, Lecanorales, Parmeliaceae. The record is from RefSeq and is a predicted model, not a curated record.